Condylura cristata (star-nosed mole) is the source of this 1914-nucleotide messenger RNA. It is a transcript of the gene AP5B1, whose product is annotated as adaptor-related protein complex 5, beta 1 subunit. Gene Ontology annotation, biological process: endosomal transport. The record is from RefSeq and is a predicted model, not a curated record. The transcript has 2 exons. Lineage: Eukaryota; Metazoa; Chordata; Mammalia; Eulipotyphla; Talpidae. The annotation marks the transcript as partial. Gene Ontology annotation, cellular component: lysosomal membrane; AP-type membrane coat adaptor complex.
CCUGCCGCCGGUGGGCCCUGGAACUGGACACUGGCCGCCGAGAGCGAUGGCCGCCUUCUGCCCCAGGCACCCAGCUGGCCGGCCGCCGAGGAAGGGGAGUGCGGCGAGGCGGCGCUGGAGUCCAGCCCCGAGGAGGCCCGGGAGCUGCGGGCGGCUGUGACCCAGCUUCUGGACGCUUCGUAUCUGCUCACUCCUGUGGCCCAGGCCCAGCUCCUGUGGCUGUUGGGCUGGGCCCUGCGGGGGCUCCGGGGACAGCCUCCGGUGCUGUUCAAGCCGCAGCUGGUCCGGCUGCUGGGCACGGCGCAGCUGGCGCUGCUGCACGCUGUGCUGGCCCUCAAGGCGGCCUUCGGGGAGGCGCUGUUCACAGCCCAGGACGAGGCCCUGCUGCUCCGCCGGCUCACGCUGGCCGCCCAGCACCCAGCCUUGCCCCCGCCUGCCCAUCUCUUUUACCUGCACUGCCUCCUGAGCUUCCCUGAGAACUGCCCGCUGGGCCCCGCGGGAGAGGAGGCCGCCCCACUGCUGCUGGGGCCCCAGCAGUGCCGAGGCCUCUUGCCCAGUCUCCUGCACGACGCGAUGGCCCUGCCGGCCCGCCUGCACCUGCUGUGCCUGCUCUGUGCCGAUGACGAGGAAAAGGAGGACAAGGGCCACGGUCAGAGCCCCCGGCGCCACUUGGAGGAGCUGCUGGCCGGCCUGCGGCAGAGGGCGGCCCUGGACGGGGGCCCCCGCGCCGCGGCCACUCUCUGCUUCCAGGCCUCGUACCUGGUGGCCCGCUGUCUGGCCGGGCAGCCUGCCACGCUGACAGCCUUGACCCGCGGGCUGGCCCAGCUGUACCUUGCCAGGCCUGCUCUGGCUCCCCAUUUUGUGGACCUCUUAGAUCAGGUGGGCCCUGAGUUGGGGGUACCCCUAAAGAUGGUGCUGCAGCAAGAGGUGGUGUCCAGGCCCCCAGGCGGGGAUGAGGCCCUUCGUUGGCACCUUCAGAUGCUGGCAAAGGUGGCGGAGGCGGACGGCCAGGCUGCCACCCUCAGCUUCCUGCAGGCUGCCGCUGCCCACUGCACAGACUGGGGCCUCCAGCAGGCGCUGCUGCAGGUCUGCCGAGCCCUGCUGCGCGCGGGCGCCGGGGGCGGCCUGGUGGACUUGCUGCAGAGGCUGGCCAGGCGGCUGGAUGACCCUGACGGGCGGGACCAUGCCCGCCUCUACUACAUCCUCCUGGCCCACCUAGCUGGACCCAAGCUGGGGGUGGCCCUGGCCCCCUCCCUUGCAGCUCCUGCCCUCACCUCUUCGCUGGUGGCCGAGAACCAGGGCUUUGCCGCGGCGCUGGUGGUGCAGGAGGCCGCCGCCCCCGUCCGGCUGAGCGUGGGCCCCCGCCAGGCCGAGGGCCGGGUGCCUGUGCUGCAGCUGCGCGUGGAGGCUCUGGAGCCCCUGUACUCGCUGGAGCUGCGCUUCCCCGUGGAGGGGCGGCUCUGCGCGCCCGUGGGGGCCGUCCACGUGCCCUACGGGGCCGGGCCGCGCCUCUUCCAGGAGCUCUGGGACUCCUGCCUGCCAGAGGGCGCCGAGAGUCGGCUGUGGUGCCCCCUGGGGCCGCUGGGGCUGGAGGCCCUGGUGUCCCGCCACCUGGAGCCCUUUGUGGUGGCAGCCCAGCCCCCCACUAGCUACCACAUAGCCAUCCGCCUGCCCCCGGACUCCAGACUGCUGCUGAAGCUGGAGGGGGCCCAGGCAGGUGGCGUGCCCGUGGCCCUGCGGACCGACGACUGGGCAGUACUGCCCCUGGUGGGGGACUUUCUCCGGGGGCUGUCGGCUGCUGUCUGAGCCCCAGGCUGGGCCAGGUGGGAGCAGCUCUGUCCUCGUGCAGGGUCUUGCCCCAGAGGGCCAGGUCACCGGCGGGGCUCCUUUCUGUAAAGCACAUUCACCAACAAC